ACGCUGGUGGUUUCUGACACGGCGCUCUGCAUGUGACCAUCAGUGGUCGCUUGUCGCAGGAGGCUGCAGCAUCCACCUCACCGCCAUGGCGAUUACGGACUUCUUGGCCGCUUCGGACAUCACUUCUGCGAUAAACGCCUGCAAAGCAAAGGAUUCUUUCAGACCCAAGAUGUUUUUCAAAAUUGUGGGUUUAUCCAAGAAAACGCCGACAGAGAUCGAGAGGGUCUUCAAGAUUCUGGACCAGGACAAGAGCGGCUACAUAGAGCAGGAUGAGCUACAGCUGUUCCUGCAGAACUUCUCCAAAGGGGCGCGGCCUCUGACUGCAGCCGAGACCAGAGCUUUCCUCCUGGAGGGGGACUCGGACGGCGACGGGAAGAUCGGCUGGGAAGAGUUUUCUGCUCUUGUGAAGUCUGCAUAAGACCAGCACGGUCCCUAAACGACCCGCAGUGUGGGGGUAAUCUCAGGGUGGACUUAUUUUUAUAACCUUCUCUAAUAAAUAACUGGGACUCAUCAAGGGAUCGAAUGUGUUUGAACCUGCGUUAUGUUUUAAGG
This is a messenger RNA of Salarias fasciatus (jewelled blenny), 552 nucleotides long. RefSeq names its product parvalbumin, thymic-like. Gene Ontology annotation, molecular function: calcium ion binding. NCBI's taxonomy places the organism in Eukaryota, Metazoa, Chordata, Actinopteri, Blenniiformes, Blenniidae. Gene Ontology annotation, cellular component: cytoplasm. The record is from RefSeq and is a predicted model, not a curated record. The transcript is spliced from 4 exons. The coding region runs from base 86 to 418 and encodes 110 amino acids.